AUGUUCAACCUUUUUGCCAAUUAUUGGAGAUCACCGCAACCUCAGCGUGUGUCAACCGAUGAAGUUAUUCCCGUGGGAUAUUUUGAUGAUACCAUCAUUUUCAGAAAUUUUGUAUUCUACGCCCUCUUCCACUUUGACAGCAUCCUUGCGCCUGGAUUGCUACAUGAGUCUCUAGGAGAUCUACUAAAUCAGCCGGGCUGGAAUAAGUUGGGAGCCAGAUUGAGAAGAAAUGACCGCGGAGAGCUUGAACACCACAUACCGAAAGCGUUUUCCGCAGAACGCCCAGCCGUCGGAUUUGAACAUGUUGACCUAAGUCAUCUGUCCGCCGAGGAUCAUCCCACUGCAUCCAAAAUACCCCGCCCACCGAGCAGCGGUCAGCCUACUAUUGUCGGUGACCCCAGCCAUCUAUCGGACCUAUACCUCGGCCCUGAUACUCCCAGAGGAUUGAACGACUACCUCUUUACGGAUCGGCCACAGCUUGGACUGCGUAUCGUCUCCUUCAAGAACUCGACAGUCAUAGUCCUUCAUUGGCUGCAUUUGUCGGCUGAUGCCGUAUCUAUCGGGUCUCUUCUCAACGCUUGGUCGCUGAAACUUCAAGGGCGGGAAGAUGAGAUACCAAAGCCACUGACAGGGGUCUAUGCUCUGGAAGAUUUGGGUAAGAAUCCGACCAGGCCACACGUCCUUUCUCAUCAGCACAUGUCCAAGGUCAGUCUAGGCAAGUGGCUCUUCUGGAACUUCUACAAUCUGGUCAUCAGGCCGAAGGAGAAUCGCGUUAUCUGCAUUCCUGCUGAGUACCUCCGGGGGCUCAAGGAAAAGGCCAUGGCUGAGCUUGAGGCGCAGCCAUGUAUCGACGGCAAGGAAAAGGCCAUGGCUGAGCUUGAGGCGCAGCCAUGUAUCGACGGCAAGGAAAAGCCAAAGUUCAUGGCGCUACAGCAGGUUUAUGAGUGGCGACGGGCUUUGAAAGACCUCAUACCCCGCGACAGACCGAUACUAAGCAAUUGCGUCGGCUUUGUUGUAACUCUGAUACCCGCGAAAGAUCUUCUCCAAAAGCCGCUGAGUUAUGUGGCUUUCCAAAUCCGUCGUACGCUCAUUGAGCAAGGCUCACGAGAGCAGAUUGAAGCCUAUACAUCACUAAUCCGGCAGGACCCUGUCAACAAGGCCCCUCCUCUGUUUGGCGACACCUCCAUGAAGCUGUUGAUGUUCACGAACUGGCAAAGGGCUAGACUCUACGAGACCGAUUUCGCAGCGGCAUCUGUCACCAAACUUGAUGGCCCCUUGUUUCCUUCGUAUAUCCAGGCAGUCCCAGGCCCUUAUGAGUUUAAUGAUGGACUCAUUCUUUUUGGCAAGGACUCCGCAGGCAACUACUGGUUUGGAGGACAGAGAGCGCAGGGUCAAUGGGGCAUGAUGGAGCGGAAGAUAGAAGAAGGCAUGAAAGAUGUCUGA
Messenger RNA from Colletotrichum gloeosporioides, 1443 nucleotides. RefSeq lists its product as uncharacterized. The record is from RefSeq and is a predicted model, not a curated record. Lineage: Eukaryota; Fungi; Ascomycota; Sordariomycetes; Glomerellales; Glomerellaceae. The transcript has 3 exons. Bases 1 to 1443 code for a protein of 480 amino acids.